Molecule: messenger RNA, 585 nt
Organism: Erigeron canadensis
Lineage: Eukaryota; Viridiplantae; Streptophyta; Magnoliopsida; Asterales; Asteraceae
Exons: 1
Coding region: 1-585 (194 amino acids)
Source: RefSeq, a predicted model, not a curated record
AUGGCAUACAAUCGUUCCUCCGCCGACGAUUUCUUCAACGCGGCAUACAACUUUGUUCCCGCUAACUCAUCAACGGGUGCACAUUCAUCCGAUACUUCACCAUCCACACCACAAUAUCCACCAUUUACGCCACCAUUAUUCGGUCAACCUUAUUACCCGACAUACCAGAACGAUCCAAACUUUCUCCAAUGGCAAGAAUACCAACAAUUCCUACUAUCCCAACAAACUCGUACGACCCCUCCAAUUAAAUCCAUACCCGAGAUACCACAAACCGUACCCCAAACCCAAACAGUGGCCGAACCACAACCCGAAACCCAACCCGAAAGUAGUACGAGACGUAAGAAAGGAAAAGGGAAGAAUGUCGCGGGUGAGAAAGUCAUUAGGAAGCCAAAAGUGGCGUGGUCCGGGGAGGAAGAAAAACACCUAGCUCUUUGUUGGCUCGAUGUAUCCGAAGAUCCUAUUGUUGGCAAUUCACAAACCGGUGAUUGUUUGUGGAACAAAGUGUUCGACAAGUACAAUGCCGCGGUUCAAAUCAAGCAUCGACCCGAUCAAAUCAAGGGUAAAUGGCGUCUCAUCAAGGAGUAA